AUGCCAAUUCAUUUCUUCAGUGAAUCACCUCGCAGUUUCGGAGACUCGUUCACCCGACGUACAAGCUUGACGCAACAGCCUCGUGAACCCAAGGGAAAGGAAAAGGAGUCUGUCGAGUUUCCCUAUGACCAAGAUUCCGUUCUACCCAAUUUCACGAGUUCUACUAUAUCUCAUGACUCCUCUGUAAGGUAUCAGUCUACGUCUAAACCACUUCCAAAGCCUCCAAGAAAACCCCGAACUUCCCUCCUAUUUUCUCUGGUUCGCAAAAAGACUAGUUCGACCAGUCCCGGUUCCCAAUAUGAGCACCCGCUCAUCAUGCCCGGAAUCAUCGAGAUAACUCGCCCGUAUUCAUAUGUCGAAGAGGAAGAGGAGAGGGAGAGACUCAGAGACGCCGCUGCUCAGAGUAUUGGCCUCGUCGACUAUGCUACCGAACACCCCGGGGAUACUCAGGAGGACCUUCAACCAACCAUUGAACCUUCAUCCUCUCCAAUACCUUCAUCUCGUAUACCCUCUCCAACUCCAACUCCAACUCUCCUACAUCAUCUACCACCUUUCCCUACCUCACUCGCUUCCCUAAGCCAACGCAUAACCCUCUCCGGCUCAUUCCCAAAAUUCUGUCCCCCAUCCUCCCUCCUCGUAUACGCCCUCUCAAAGCAGUGGAAAACAAGAUGCAUCGUCCUAACAACCGCAAUCGAUGGACGCGCCUCACAGGCAGUCACUCACCUCCAUCUUUUCAAAUCAAACCUCCUCUCUUCCUCAGAACUUCACCGCUUACCUAUAACCCAGGACACAGCUAUCUACGUCGCGGAGCAGGCACCCACCAUAAACUCCUCUACCGCCCGGAACACAACCCGCAGAAGAGGCAGCGGAGGAAAAUCAAGUGGCAGCAUCGUCGCUAUAGAGCAGGGCGAGAUCAUUUGGCAUUUCGAAAUGCAGGAUCCGAACGAGAGACAGAAGUGGAUUGGUGCUAUAAAGGCAGUUGUCCUGGGUCAAAGAUCCAUGCGCGCAGGUCUCACUGCUUCACCUCACGUCCUCAGCGGGCACGAACCCCGCGGGGACAUGGAUGUCAUGCUCUCCAUGCGACUCCAAGCAUCACUAUCUUCCGCCGCCUCCCCUAUAUCACCCGUCACCUCACCCCGCACCUCGUCUCCCGCACCCGUAUCAGCAAGUACUACCCCACCCAUCUCCCAACCCACAUCUCCAAUUCGCACCUCGCUAUCCCUCGAAGGCCUGCGUUCCCAGACGCACUCUCCAACACCUAGCACAUCUACAAACACAGAGCUUUUCACUCGCGGGUCAAGCAUCAAAUCAAAAUCCCAAAGCUACAACAACGCACGCAGAUCAGGCUCAAGCUCCGGUCCAGCCUCUGGUUCGUCCUCCCCAACGCAAUCCAUCCACUUGCACUCCAAGCGCUCGGGCAACUUAUCCAUUGCAAUAAUCAACUCACCAACCCAUUCUACCAAAUCCUCCACAUCUACUACGAAGACCAUCAAGGGCAUGUUUACCCCGAGGUCCCGUUCGCCUUCCUUGUCUCGCGAGCGAGAGGGUGAUUAUACAGAAGAGAGCUUUGGGACGGUAGGGAGCAGUUUGAUGGGUAUCGGGAGUGGCAUGGGGAGCAUCAACAGGAGCGGUUCUCCAAUGUACCGCGCCGAAUCGCCAGUACCAAGCAUAGCAUCCUCAGGACGUGACGGCUCAAGCGUGCACGUGCCAUACGAAAGCCUUCACAACGGGAACGGGAACGGAAACUCGAGCAACGGCCUAGGUAGCGCCAGCAUCAACGGAAUCCCAGCAUGCGACCUCAAGAUUGUCAAAGAAGACGAACGCUCAGACUGGUCUUGCCCAUACACUCACGCGCCACCGAUUCACGCGCCAUCGCUUUCCCACCCGCAUUCUCAUUCUGCAUCGCAUUCGCAUUCACUCCAUCCACCCCCAAGGUGUAGGAAGCAGACUUUGGUGCACCCGCUCGCAGACGUGGUGUGCCAGCAAAUGGACUCUGCACCUAGUAUCCAGACUUCUAUUGAGGAUCCUACCGUCACUCCACGCGCUGUCACGCCCACGCCUAUGCCCAACCCAGCGCGUCUGUCCGUACACACCAUAUCUACCACUACCUCCGGCUCAGGCGUCGAAAGAUCAGGCUCUACAUCCUCCACCCCCUCCCGCCGCUGGUCUCGAACCCUCCCCAAGCGGUUAACACCCCCAAGCGGGCCUCUCCCGCUCACGCCACCACAAGCGCCAUACGAGUCUGAAAUGAGCGUGAGCCCUAGCCCUGCGAGUUCAGAUAACCCUGGUGCUGCGUUCUGGAAACGCGCGAGCGGGUCGAGUAGUUUGAGUAGUGCGAGUGCGAGGUCGAGUCUUGUCCACCCCUAUCCUACGCAGCGCGCGAGUAUGGUCGGUCCUUUCGGUACCGGUGUUGGUGUUGGGAUUGGUGGUGGAAGUAUAGGCGUAGGGAGUAAACGCCGCUCAAUGCCCCCUCCCCGCCCCGCCCCAAGCUUCGCGCCUCCACCUGCGCCCGAACAACAACCACAACCACAACAACCACAACAAUCCCAAAAAACACGGUUCCGAACGUCUGUCGCACAGCGUGCUCUGAGGCUCAGUUUGACUGCACCCCGUCCACCACCAUCAGGUGUGCUACCCCCACGCCCAGACGAACCUGUAUACACACACCAUCGCCGGAGUUCGAGCAACAACAGCAUAGAGAUCCCUCCUCGACCUGAUAGCGCUGCUUCUUCGCGGAGCAUGUCGAUAAAGCAGCGUUUGCGGAUUCUUAGCGCCCCGUCGCCUGUCAUCGCCCCUAACACACUCCCACUUCCUGAUCACUCCGAAGCUAUCUCCAUAAGCAUCAUGCCGCACGUCAUCAGCAGUAGCAGUAGCAGCAGCAUUACUAGUGGGAACAGCAGCAUAAAGCAUUCACGACCCCCAACGCCCCUCCUCCCAGGCACGCCAAUAACGACGAUGCAGAACCAUCCAGACUUUUUACAAUUCACGACGCCUACGCAAAUGCUUCCCUCCCUCCCACCAAGGAACCCGCUCCGCCCACCACCGCAGCGUUUGCCGAGUGCACCUGAGAUUACUUCGCUUUCUCCACCUCCGCGGAGGGGGAGUAAGCAGCUUGUUGCGCAGUACCUUACUGAUAGUGGGAAUGAGAAGGAGAAGGGGGAUGAGAGCGGGAGGGAAGGGGAUGAGGAGAAAGAGAUGGUGGAUUCAGAUUCAGAACUGCCUGAUUUCUCCGAUAUUCGUGUACAUGCCGGUUCGGUGGUAUCGCUUGGGUUCGUAGCGUUGGAAUGA
Molecule: messenger RNA, 3288 nt
Organism: Suillus paluster
Lineage: Eukaryota; Fungi; Basidiomycota; Agaricomycetes; Boletales; Suillaceae
Exons: 3
Coding region: 1-3288 (1095 amino acids)
Source: RefSeq, a predicted model, not a curated record